AUCGAACCUCUCGCAAACGCAAACAUCGUCCUCGUAGAUCUUUGGACUGCACCAACCCCAAGGUUGUCUAUGAGUACAUCCUUGUUGAACGAGACUGCGAUCAAGUUCACAUCCUAGAGCCUCGCUGUCACGUGCACAUAGCCUCGCCUCCCAACUGCAUCUCAUGUGCCGUACCAACAGCUGCUCUCCAACUUGAUAAUUCCCACGGGCUGGACCCUCAAUCACCAUCACAUCACCCAAAACCACCGGGCGCAGAAGACGACCCGACACUCAAGAUGUCUGGCCGAGGUGCCAUGUAUGCCAAAAUGGCAGCGGUGAUGGUGACCUUUUGCGUUGGCGGACCAGCACUCAUGUACUACGUCACACCCGCCGAAGGCGAACUCUUCAAGCGCUUCAACCCAGAACUACAGCAACGCAAUCUCGAUCUACGCAAUGAGCGGUUAAAAAACUAUGAGGAAUUCGUCACCCAGUUAAAAGAGUAUAGCAAGUCGGAUAAACCCAUCUGGGUAGCGGCUGCCGAAGCACAAGCCAAAGCAAAGGAACAAUCCGUGCAAACCAAGGUGGAGCAGGACGUUCUGCAGCAGAGGAUACGAGAAGAGAUGAGGGCUGAGGCGCAGGGCAGUCAGGCCACUAGGGGAAAGGUAUGAAACCAACGAUUUGAGGCAGGCUUGACCGGGAGCUUGGGAGGCACGUCAAGGUGGCACGGGCGGCAACACUUUGUUCCAGUGUCGUGAGAGUGCUAGGCUUUGAAGAGACCAAGAUUGUCAUGAUACUCGAAAUUUCCCCUCAUGUAUAAUUAAUGGAUAUGUACAAGUAAUCAGAGUUGAGCGAGCUCAAUGUCGCGCAGGCCUCGUAGAGUAAAAUGUCUACAGGUACUGGUGAUGAGCUUGUCAUAUCAUAUCAGACACAACAGAAGAGUUAUGGAGCAAAAAUUUGGGGGCAUC
Messenger RNA from Exophiala mesophila, 944 nucleotides. RefSeq lists its product as uncharacterized. Gene Ontology annotation, cellular component: mitochondrial membrane. Bases 276 to 647 code for a protein of 123 amino acids. Lineage: Eukaryota; Fungi; Ascomycota; Eurotiomycetes; Chaetothyriales; Herpotrichiellaceae. Gene Ontology annotation, biological process: mitochondrial respiratory chain complex III assembly. The transcript has 3 exons. The record is from RefSeq and is a predicted model, not a curated record.